CUCCCUUGUUUAUUUAUUUUUCACAAAGAGCAGACUGAGGAAGAGAAGAAGAGAGAAUAUUAUAGCUCGGCAGAGGCAGCUCCAAAUUGAGACUCCUCCUGCCUCUCCAACAUCCAUCUCCCUGCUUCAGAUUUCCUACGUCACACUGUCCUUCUUACUUCCGCCUGUUUUUCCAUCCUCCCAGCUUCACUUCUUCGACAAAAUGAUAGCUCUCUACAAGCUUGAAGCUCGUGGCAUAGUGUAGUGUACCUCGCUCUCAAACCCCACCUUUCAUUUUUUGCUCUCUCCCUCUCUCGCUUUUACUUUCCUUCCUUCUUUUUCUUUACUUUCCUUUUAUCUCUCUCUCUGUCUGUCGGCAACUUCCUCUGCUGGAGGAUGGCCUGCCGGAUACUGAUCUCCGGGAACUUGGAUCCUGAGAGAAAGAGGUGUGGGGGCUUGAGGACUAAACAAGCGGGCAGAGGAUCGUGCCGUGGCAGUUAGAACUCCCAGCCUCAGACUCCUCGGGAAAUGCAUCGGUGCCGGCUUUGACCUCCCCUUUUUCUGUUGUCAUACCAUUUGUUCGGAAGCUUUUUCGUCGUUUUGAAUCCUGUCGUUGAAACGAUGGGCUUUUUGUUGAAAGAAGUUCUCAAAACUCUCUGCAGUCGGAAUCAAUGGUCUUAUGCUGUCUUCUGGAAGAUCGGCCGCCAUAAUCCCCAGCUGUUAAUUUGGGAAGAUUUCUACUAUGAACCCUUGCCAUGUCAAUUACCUAGGCGCAUCGCUGGAACAGAGAUUUCUGAUUUGCCUUUUGUGAGUGGGGAAGGCUUCUGGCGUUCUUGUGAUUCUCAUUCUUCUCAGUUAGGAACGCAAGAAGAGGACAGAGUCUGCACUUUGAUUAACAAAAUGAUGGUGAAUAAUUCGGUCAAUGUCAUGGGUGAAGGGAUUAUUGGGCGGGCAGCAUUUACAGGAAACCAUCAGUGGAUUCAUUUGAACAAUUUUGGAAGAGAUGCAUCUCUGCUUGAGGUGUACAAUGAGGUCCAUCUCCAGUUUUCAGCUGGAAUGCAGACAGUAGCAGUUAUUCCUGUGCUUCCGUAUGGGGUUGUUCAACUUGGUUCUUUCUCGCUUAUAAUGGAGAACAUGGGAUUAGUGAAUGAAGUAAAGAGCUUUGCCAUCCAAUUGGGGCGUGUCCCUUGUGCUCUUCCAUCUGAAGACUUUUCAGCAAUAGCUUCUAUGGAAAGAUCUGGUAAUCCUGUUAGGGUUGGGGUGCCUGUGUCUGUUGAUCCCCCAGUAAUUACCUUCAAUUCCGCACCCUCAGUAACUUAUGGCUUCAACCAAGAAAUCAGUUUGUCUAGUAAUUCAAGGCCUAUUGGUCAACCAGCACAUCCUCGUAAAGGGGAGGUAAAUAGCCAUCAGGGUUCUGUAUUGACAGAUCAAACCCCUGACAUUAAUCAGAUAUUAUCCAAUUAUCGUGAUAAUCUUUGUGAACCUUCAGCAAUACCUAUGAUGAACCCAUGUUUUGACGUCCAGCCUGAGAAUUUAGUUAUGAAGGCAGAGGUGAUGCCCUUGAAUCUUGAUUCAUGUCUGCAGCAACAUUCCCCCUCAUUGAGUGCUAGAUCUGCAUCCAAUAAAUUAACUGACUUGAGCCAAUCAGGUCUGGGUGACUGCAGCAUGAAAUUUAUGGAACAAGAAAAGUUGUCUGGCAGUGGGAGUCAUGGUUAUUUCGAUCCAAAUAUUACUGUUUCAAAUACAUUGUCUCAACUGAAAAAUAGUGGAGGCUAUGUACUUGAUCACAGUCAGGCGACUGUUAGUUCUUCAUCGAUUCAUGGUGGAAGGAGCAAACUCUUGAGGCCAAAUCUCAUUGCCAGCUCUGUUUCUAAUCCUUCUAAAGCUGGCACUGUUGAUUUUUGUGAAAGCAGGAAAGCUGGGCCUGAGCUUCGAAAUGAUGGUUUAACAAAACGAGGGGGCUACUCUCCACCUAAUUUGACCAUUCAAUCUGGUACUAGCCCAAUGCCUCUAGAAGGUUCUGAUCAGAACAAUAUUUCUUUAGAUUUAAAACAUGCUCAUCAUAAAUUGGCUACAACAGGCCAAAGAAUGGAUGAUGAUCUGCUGCAGGCCAUUAAGGCCCCAUCUCUUCAUCUUGUGGAGCGGCAGGUGUCUAUGAGUGAUCAAAUCCCUGCCUGUCUUCUACCUCCAUCAAGUGAUGACCUAUUUGAUGUUUUAGGUGUAGAUCUUAAAAACAAACUACUGAAUGAAGACCGGAAUAAGUUGCUUGCCAAAGAACCAAAUACUGGUGCUGAAAUUCUGCAAAACAAGGCACCGCGUUUGAGCAUGCAGGAUAUGAAUGCUGGUGUUUAUUCAAUUAAUGAAGCCAUCUCAGACAGUGGUGUCUUCUCUGAGAGGGACAAUGACCAUCUCCUGGAUGCCGUGGUCUCAAGGGCAAAGUCUUUUGGGAAACAGGAUUCUGAUGAUAUGUCUUGCUGGACAACAUUGACUAGGACUAGUAACGCUUCUGUUCCCUCUCCUGCUCAUAGGAAGGUUACUUCUGAUCAUCCUCACGGUGGAUUUUCUGGUCUUCCCAAAGAUGCGAGUAAAGCAGGUGCUGCAGAAACUAGUUCUCUUAGGUCUGGAUGUAGUAGGGAUGAUGCUCGAAAGUGUUCUCAAACUGCCUCCGUCUGUGGAUCUCAACUUAGCUCAUGGGUUGAGAAUGCUACAAAUGCGAUGUGUGAAAAUAGUGUCUCAACUGGAUGCUCUAAGCGGCCUGAUGAAGUUUGUAAAUCAAAUCGUAAAAGGCUUAAGCCUGGGGAGAACCCCAGACCUCGACCUAAAGAUCGCCAAAUGAUUCAAGAUCGUGUGAAAGAGCUACGGGAAAUUGUGCCAAAUGGAGCAAAAUGUAGCAUAGAUGCACUUCUGGAACGUACAAUCAAGCACAUGCUUUUCUUGCAAAGUGUGACAAAGCAUGCUGACAAGCUAAAACAAACAGGGGAAUCUAAGAUCAUGACUAAGGAAGGUGGACUGCUCUUAAAGGACAAUUUUGAGGGCGGGGCUACAUGGGCAUAUGAGAUUGGCUCACAAUCAAUGGUUUGCCCCAUCAUAGUUGAGGAUCUGAAUCCCCCUCGGCAGAUGUUAGUGGAGAUGCUCUGUGAAGAACGAGGUUUCUUUCUGGAAAUAGCCGACCUAAUCAGAGGAUUGGGGUUGACCAUCUUGAAGGGGGUGAUGGAAACCCGAAAUGACAAGAUCUGGGCAUGCUUUGCUGUAGAGGCAAAUCGGGACGUAACAAGGAUGGAGAUAUUUAUGUCUCUGGUUCACCUGUUGGAGCAAACAGGGAAGGGCAGUGCACCUUCAUCCAACCCUAUAUAUCACUCCUUCCCUCAAGCCACCCAGAUAUCAGCGGCUGAUGGACCUAGUAAUUUGCAAUGAACCACCUGCACUCUGUUUUCUUGGUCUGGAUGUGUUGAGAGCAACUGUGCUUGCCGUGACUAACAUCCAAUCCAGUCUGAAGGCUUCGGGCGGUCUUAACCUUGUCUAACUGCCAUCUCACCUCAUUUUGGAGGUGAAUAUGUUUAGUUACUGUAGAAAACCUCGAGAUAAGUGGUAUUUCCAUGGUUGCUUACUCUGGUUUCCGCUGUGAUAACUUGGUCCUGUGUUGGCUGUCUCCACCAAUGCUGUACUAUUAAUGUGACUCUUGAGACGACUUGUAUGAUUGUAACCAAUUUUUAGUGGGUGGUGUUAUUCACGUGUAUAGAUAUUGUAGGAUGUGGUAGGGAAUCUUAUGUUCAGUAGGAGCACUAGGCACUUUUGGCUGCUGGAUUUCUUGGGGUGUUGUAUUUUGAUGUGUUCGAUAAAACGCAUGUUAUAAAUAUCAAAACCAGUUGUGGCUUGUAUCCUAUAAAAUACCAAACUUAUGCCUCUGUUCGUGUCA
Neltuma alba is the source of this 3895-nucleotide messenger RNA. RefSeq names its product transcription factor LHW. Lineage: Eukaryota; Viridiplantae; Streptophyta; Magnoliopsida; Fabales; Fabaceae. Gene Ontology annotation, biological process: regulation of DNA-templated transcription. The record is from RefSeq and is a predicted model, not a curated record. Gene Ontology annotation, molecular function: protein dimerization activity; DNA-binding transcription factor activity. Bases 601 to 3393 code for a protein of 930 amino acids. The transcript is spliced from 10 exons.